Mercurialis annua (annual mercury) is the source of this 624-nucleotide messenger RNA. RefSeq lists its product as uncharacterized. Gene Ontology annotation, cellular component: nuclear speck; cytosol. The record is from RefSeq and is a predicted model, not a curated record. NCBI's taxonomy places the organism in Eukaryota, Viridiplantae, Streptophyta, Magnoliopsida, Malpighiales, Euphorbiaceae. The transcript has 3 exons. Gene Ontology annotation, biological process: maintenance of rDNA; negative regulation of double-strand break repair via homologous recombination; DNA repair. The coding region runs from base 27 to 431 and encodes 134 amino acids.
AUUGAAAGAAAGAGAGAGAGCGGGAAAUGGAUUACAGUUUAGCAGCGUUGAAGCUGCUCUGCGCGCAGCUUAAAGACGCACGCGAAGCGCCUUCUCAAAACGCCUUAACUCUAGGCGCCAUUUUAUUCCAACGCGCUUGGUUACAGGGAAUCGUAGUCUUUAACGACGACGAAGGCCGUCUUCUUCUGGAUGACGGUACCGGCGUAAUCCAGCUUUCUCUCUCCGGCGACUUCCUAUCCCGCCGCUGGGAAUUAGGAAUGUAUGUUAUGGUGAUCGGUGGUUAUUUUGCCGCUGCAGAUGAAACGCCCAUGAUUAAGGUUCACAAAAUUGUUGAUCUUUCAUCAUCUCCGGAUCGAGAAGCUAUGUGGUAUCUUGAAGUUAUGGAGGCUUAUAAGCUGUUUUACCAGCCUCUGAUAGAAGAUUUCAUGUGAUGUGAAUGAAUCUAAUCAAAAUUUCUUGUAUAGCUAGCCAAGUAGAAUUUUGAAUUUUGCAUCUUCUGCUAUGAAUGACUAAGAAUUAUAAUUGUAUUUUGUUUUUCUGUAUUUUAACAUUUCUCGCCGUAUGCAGUUGAGAGUAACAAUUGGGUGUGUUAUCAAGUUGAAAUACCAUUAAACUCAAAUUUAA